AUGGCGUGUCCGCACCUUGAAUCCAUAGGUUCAGCGCUGCAGCCGCCUGCGCCCUUCCACUCCGUCUAUCGGGAAGACUGCACCCAGUGCUUCGACUCCAUUGAUGACCCCGCUGGUGUCGAUGUCUGCCUCCAGUGCUUCAACGGCGGUUGCGCCGGCGACCGCAACCACGCCCAGCUCCAUAAACAGCUCUGGAGCCACCCCCUCGUCCUCAAUAUCCGCCGCACUCGCAAGGUUGUCGUCCGGGACGAGCCCCCCCUGAAGAUGUCCAAGCUUGCCAUCGCCGCCGAGACCGAGGCCGACCGAUACGAUACCAAAACCACCGUCAAGUGUCUCGACUGCGACAAGGAUCUCGACCAGUCUAGCGACGCGCUUGCGCCCAUCGUCGAUGGCAUCCUCAAGGCCAACACCUUCUCGCGCAAGGAGGAGGUCAAGGCCUGGGAGCAGGAGCUGACCAGCUGCGAGCACAUCCUCCUAAUGCAACAAGCCGAAUCCCGAGCGAUUCAGUCCGGCGACCUCGGGCACUGCUCCGCCUGCGACUUGCACGAGAACCUGUGGCUUUGUCUGGAGUGCGGGAACCUGGGCUGUGGACGGAAGCAAAUGGGCGGCGUUGACGGCAACUCGCACGCGCUCGCCCACUCCGAUCAGUCCGGCCAUGGCGUCGCCGUCAAGCUGGGAUCCAUCACCCCCGAGGGAACGGCCGACGUUUACUGCUACAAGUGCGAUGAGGAGCGCAUCGACGGAGACCUCGGCCAGCACCUCGCACACUGGGGCAUCAACCUGGCGAACCAGCAGAAGACGGAGAAGAGCUUGACCGAGAUGCAGAUCGAGCAGAACUUGCGCUGGGACUUCAGCAUGACGACCGAGGACGGCAAAGAACUGAAGCCCCUGUUCGGUGCCGGCCUGACCGGCCUCAAGAACCUGGGCAACAGUUGCUACCUCGCCAGCAUUGUCCAGUGUCUCUUCGACACCCCCGCCUUCAAGAACCGCUACUACCUGCCCGACCGCGACCUUCCCCACGUCCAGGAGCCCGCCGCCGACUUGGAGACCCAACUUCGCAAGAUGGCCGACGGCCUGCUCUCCGGCCGGUACUCGAAGCCCGACUCGGACGUUGUCGCCUCCGAACACUCUCCCGAAAUCUCGCACCAGAAGGGCUUGGCUCCGGCCAUGCUGAAGCACCUGAUCGGCAGAGGCCACGCCGAGUUCUCGACCAUGCGCCAGCAGGACGCUUUCGAGUUGCUGCAGCAUAUCUUCAAGCUCGUCUCCCGCUCUCAACACCCCUCGGGCCUCGGCGACCCUACCCAGCCUUUCCGUUUCACUCUGGAGCAGCGCCUGCAGUGCCUCGGCUGCAAGAAGGUGCGGUACUCGACCAACGAGCAGGACAAUAUCUUCAUCGACGUGCCUCUGGAGAAGGAGCCGGUCACCGAGGGUGCCGAGGCGCAAGCGGACGCAUACAAAGCCGUGACCCUGAAGGAGUGUCUCGACAACUUCACGGCCGAGGAGGUGGUCGAGCUGACGUGCUCUGCUUGCGGUAGCAAGGACGGCUAUACGAAGCGCUCCCUAUUCAAGACUCUGCCCGAAAACCUGGUUGUCAAUGCCAGGAAGAUGGCCGUCAUCAACUGGGUGCCCGUCAAGAUUGACGUUCCCGUCAUCGUCCCCGACGAACCCUUCCUCCUGGACGAUUACCUCUCGAAGGGACUGCAAGCUUCGGAAGAAGCGCUCCCCGAAGAGCCCGAGAACAGCGCUCCGGCGUUUGUCGCGAACCCAGAGGCCGUCAGCCAGCUCGAAGCCAUGGGUUUCGGCCGCAACCGUUGCGACCGGGCCUUGCAUGCCACUGGAAACUCGGACGCCAACGCGGCCAUGGAGUGGCUGUUCGCACACAUGGAGGACCCCGAUAUUGAUGAGCCUCUUGUCCUGAGCGGCGGCGCUGCAUCAGAUGGUGGUGCUGGUUCAGACGACCCGGAGAAGAUUGAGAUGCUGGGUGCCAUGGGAUUCUCUGUGCCCCAGGCAAAGAAGGCUCUUCGCGAGACCAGCGGCGACAUGGAGCGCGCCGUCGAGUGGCUCUUCAGCCACCCGGAGGACCAAGGCGUCUUUGACGAUGACGCCGCAGCCGGCGCAUCUGAGCCUGUCGGUCCCACGGCCGAGGCUGGCAGUGCGGCGACGCCUGCCAAAUACCAGCUCCAGUCCAUUGCUUGCCAUAAGGGUACCAGCAUUCACGCUGGACACUAUGUCGCUUUCAUCCGCAAGGAGAUUGAUGGCCGUCCCCAGUGGGUCCUGUUCAACGACGAGAAGGUGGUCGAGGCGGGUGAGAUUGAAGAGAUGAGAAAGUUUGCCUACGUAUACUUCUUCAAGCGGGUUUAG
Molecule: messenger RNA, 2361 nt
Organism: Colletotrichum higginsianum IMI 349063
Lineage: Eukaryota; Fungi; Ascomycota; Sordariomycetes; Glomerellales; Glomerellaceae
Product: Ubiquitin carboxyl-terminal hydrolase
Exons: 4
Coding region: 1-2361 (786 amino acids)
Biological process (GO): protein deubiquitination
Molecular function (GO): protein binding; cysteine-type deubiquitinase activity; zinc ion binding
Source: RefSeq, a predicted model, not a curated record